AUGCCUGCGCCGCCAUCAGCAGAGGCCGGGAAGGGCCGCACCACGCAACGCGUGACCAUCGUCAUCGAUAGCGACGAGGAAGACGGCGGCGGCGUCGUUGGCGUCGGCGGCCGCCAGGCAGGGCGCGAGCCUGGGAGCGGCGCCGCGAUCGCCGCCGCCAGCGAGUCCAUAAAGCUCGUCAAGCCAGAGCCCGUCGACGAUGCGGGCUUCCACCCGGUGGGUCCGGGGGCGCUGCUCCUUGGGGUGGUGCCUAUCUUGCCGCGGGCACAAAACCCCCGCGCGCCGUCCUCGCCACGGGCACAAAACCCCCGCGCGCCGUCCUCGCCACGGGCACCAAGCCCCCGCAAUCCGUCCUCGCCGGCGCCGGUCGACGCGGAGGUCCGGAAUCAGUCCGAGAUUAUCGCCAUCUCCGACGACGACGACGAUGACAAUUCCCGAUUCCAUGGCGCCUUGCCGCUCGACAUGGUCGAGGGGAGCGGCCGUCCCGUCAAGGAGGAGGCUUCCGACGACUUGGACUGCGAUUGGGUUCGUUUAGCGGAGGCGAAGCGCGCCUUGGUGGCGGUUGUGGCCUCCGGAAGCUCUCACGUGAAGAGGAAGAGGAAGAGAGGAUCGCCCGGCGGAGCCAAGCCCUACGCGCGCGGCGGCGGCGGCGUUCACGCGUUGGACCGGAAUUCGAGCGCUUCAGGGGCUGGGCAUCGCACGGCCACGGCGUGGAUGGCCGACGACGCCGGGAGCUCUAGGGAUGUGAAUAGUAGAGAAGCAAGCAGAGGCGUGGGUGAUCGGCCGGGUUCGGCCAAGAAGGCCCUCGUGUCCAGCGAAGAAUCCAGGGGUGCACCGGGAAAGGCGAGGAGUGGAGGAGGUGCGAGAAGGGAGAGGAGCACUAGUGUGGCACCUGCGAACUGGAUAGGCACCAGCAUUGGGUCGCGGAUCCGGUCAAGGUCGCGGAAGCAGGGCACAGUGCAGUACUCUGCUCGAGUGUCGUCCGAGGAUACAGGGGAGGACGAAGUGCAGGAGCAGAAGCAGAAGAGAGUGGAAGAUGUGGAGUCCAUGGAGGUAGAUGAUGAUGAUGAUGACAACGAUGGGGAAGAUGUGGAGUCCAUGGAGGUAGAUGAUGAUGACGACGACAACAACAAUGGGGCUGGCAAUGGCAUACAGCAAGAGAGUGAGCAGGACGAGGCUUUGGAGGGAAGGAGCAGGCAGGAUAGCCAUGCUUUGAUUGAUAGUGAGGAGGAGGUGGGGGAAAAGGAAUUGUCGGAAGAGGAGGAAGGUGGCAAUCAAGAAGAAAGCACUAGCAUCUGCGAUGGCGAAGGAGAACAAGAAGAGGACGCGUCUGAAGAGAUUGAGCAGGAAAUGGAUGAAACAGGGGAGGAGGACGAACAGGAACUUGAUGGAACAGGAAAGGCGCAGCCAUUCACGCCUAGCAACACCAUUGCAGGUAGCAGUAUGAGGUCAGGAGGCGAUGACACGCGAGUCUUCAGGAGGAGGGUUUUUGAGGGCAUAUAUUUGCCUCAGAAGCCACGCAAGACUGUUGGCAAGGGCAUCGGAGGGCGGACGCGAUCACAGCGAAAAUGCAAGGACAAAAAACUGCUCAGACGUGGAACUUUCAGUAAACCCUACAAUAUUGAUAUUCCGGACUCGACUUCUGAUUCUGAAGAGGAUAAUGAACCACCAGCGCCACAACAAGGACUUCUGUCAUCAAGUGAGGAAGACAACAUAACUUUUGGCAAAAGGAAGCGCAGAAGAGCAAUAAAAAACAGACGGCUUAAGAGAUCGAGUACCAGUAGUGACGAGGAGUACAGAGUAUAUGCUAGGGACGCCAAAGAUAGGCCUUUUCGGAGGCUGAAGAAAGGGCUAUCCAAUCUUCAGGCUGGCAAGGAAGGUUGCAGAAGGUAUGAUGGUUCAAAUCCUGGGCAUGCCAAAUACAAUGGUCCAAAUGGCGAGAACCCAAUGAACAUGUCCAAUGAACAGGAUGCUAUUCUCUUCAAAAGAAAGGCACAUACGAUUCUAAUGAAGAAGCGCGGUCCAGCAGCGAAAGCUGCAUAUGAUGAACUCCUUAAUUCCUUGUUUUCUGGCUGGGAGGAUCAUAUAAAUGAUCCUGAUCAUGCAGCAGCUGGAAAUAGUUUGCCUUUGGUGUUCGCAUUCGGAGAUGAGGAUGCAGAAGAGAAUAUAGAAAAUGACAAGUAUCAAGAAGACCUGUGGAGGGAAUGCGACAUUGCUUUUGAAUCCAUGAAUAUUGGUUCCAACAGCUGUGAAGAGGAUGGGCAAGAAAUUCCUCCAGUGGAAGUUACUUUUUGCAAUAAUGGGCAGCAUGAAUUCAUUAUUGAUGAACAAAUAGGAGUUCGGUGCAAGCAUUGUCAUGUUGUCGAUCUCGAAAUCAGACAUGUACUGCCUGCUUUGGGGAAAUUUUCUGCAGAAAGGGAAUCAGCAAUCGACCCUGAGUUGGACAAGAUGCUUAAGGAAAUGCUCAAUGUUUUUGAACAAAAUGAUGUGCUGGUAUCAAAUGGACAUGAACUACCAUGCAAUUUUGGUGGUCACAAAGCUGGUUCAGUCUGGGAUCUCAUUCCUGGAGUCAAGGAAACUAUGUUCCCACACCAGCAGGAUGCAUUUGAGUUCUUGUGGACGAAGCUGGCAGGAGGUACUACAAUUGAACAGCUAAAGCAAAACGUAAAAUCUGAUGUUGGAGGUGGUUGUGUGAUUUCUCAUGCACCUGGGACGGGAAAGACGCGACUAGCAAUCACAUUUGUUCAAUCCUACCUUGAGGUUUUCCCACACUGUAGCCCGGUUAUCAUUGCUCCCAGGGGGAUGUUAGCGACAUGGGAGAAGGAGUUCAGGAAAUGGAAGAUCAGCUGGAGUGAAGACAAGACCAUCCAAGAACAGGUUGCGAAGAAUGGAACUUUUCAUCGAAGGCUACUGACAGAUAAAAUGGAUCAAAAUUAUAGACGAUUGGUGAAGUUAGGGUCCUGGAUGAAUGGAACCAGCAUAAUCGGUUUGAGCUACUCGCUUUUUAGGAAGCUAGCUAAUCAUGAAGGCAUGGACGGGGAUAAGGUGAGGAAGCUGCUGCUUGAGAAACCUGACUUGCUUGUCCUUGAUGAAGGGCACACGCCAAGGAACAAGAAGAGUCUUAUCUGGAAGGUUCUUAAAAGGGUCCGCACUGAAAAGCGAAUAAUUCUAUCGGGGACUCUAUUCCAAAACAACUUUGAGGAGCUCUAUAACACCUUGCGCCUUGUCAGGCCAAAGGAUGCAGAUACAGUGCAUCUAGAGACGGACGAGGGCAAAGAUUUCUGGUCUUCAUUAAGACUGAAUGACAUCACAAAGGCAAACAUAAAUGAAAAAGAAGUCAUCGCAAGUAUGGAGAAGGCUGUGGCAACGAUGGGUCUUGAUGCGGAAUACAAAAUCUCGAUUGCAUCAAUACAUCCCUCCCUCCUUGCCAGUGCAAAAUUGUCUGAAGAAGAGGAAUCUAUCUUGGACAUACCUAAGCUAAAGAGUUUACGUUCCUCUCCAUCUGAAGGGGUUAAGACGAGGUUUGUUUUGGAGAUUGUCCGUCUGUGUGAAGCGCUAAAUGAACGGGUUCUAGUGUUCAGCCAAUAUCUUGGACCAUUGUCCAUGAUCAUGGAGCAGCUGAAAGAAAAGUUCAAUUGGGCUGAAGGCAAAGAGAUCCUGCUAAUGAGUGGAAAUGUUCCUGUUAAAAAUCGCGAAACCAUGAUGGAGGUCUUCAAUAACAUGAAAAGCAAGGCCAAGGUAAUGCUUGCAUCAACGAAGGCAUGCUGUGAGGGCAUUACACUUAUCGGGGCAUCACGUGUGGUUCUACUUGAUGUUGUGUGGAACCCCUCUGUUGGAAGGCAAGCGAUUGGCCGAGCUUACAGAAUUGGUCAGGAAAAGAUUGUGUACACAUACAAUCUAAUUGCAGAAGGAACAACAGAGAAGAGCAAAUAUGACAGACAAGCUAAGAAGGAGCACAUGUCUAAAUUGCUCUUUUCAAAAGAACCGGAGCAUGGAGAAUGCAACUUGCCUCCAGAACUGACGUUCAAUGAUAGGGUUUUGGAAGAAAUGACUGCACGUGAAGACCUCAAAGAAUUGUUUGUAAAGAUUUAUGUUGACAAUCAAACUGAUGGGUUAAGUGGAGAGAUGGAGAAGAACAAUACAUGUCCACAGGCCUAA
Miscanthus lutarioriparius is the source of this 4158-nucleotide messenger RNA. Lineage: Eukaryota; Viridiplantae; Streptophyta; Magnoliopsida; Poales; Poaceae. The record is from the annotation of a GenBank genome assembly.